AAGUUUUAACAGGAUAUCACUGCACAAAAAGGAAAAUGUCAUUUGCUCAUCGCUCUCUGUGAGAGAGGAAUGAUGGGUAUCUUUGGGUAUUAGCUCCAAGAAGUUCAGAUUUGACUCAUUUUUCUGAUAAACUAGUACGCAAACUUUGAGGAGGUUUAGAGAAAACUCUGCUGUAGCAAAACUUGCCAUUAAUGGAAGCAUAUUGCCGAGGAUCAUAUGUUGGGAGAUCAAGGAUCAGUACAUCUCAAAAUCGAUACUCCGAUUCCACACUUCUUAAAUCAAGAGCUAAAGGCUCUCCAGGCCCACGUCUUGUUCCGCUUUCUAGGCUUACUGAUAGCUUCUUAGAUAUAACUAACAGUGUCUACUUGGAGGAAGUUCAAAGAGCUUGGGAUGCUGAUACUACUAGUGUUGAUGAGUCAUGGGAUAGUUUCUCAAGAGAGUAUGCGUUUAUUGUUGAUUGUGGGAGUAUAUCAGGUUAAUGGUCACAUGAAAUCCAAGUUGGAUCCCUUGGGAUUGGAAGAAAGGAAAAUUCCUGAUGAGUUGGACCUUGCACAUAAUGGAUUCUCGGAAGCUGAUCUUGAUCGGGAUUUUUUUUGGGGGAUGUGGAAAAUGUCCGGAUUUCUGUCUGAGAGCCGUCCCACUCAGACCCUCAGAUCCGUUUUGAUCCGUCUUGAGCAUGUAUAUAGUUAGUGAAAGGUAACCAUGCCAGACUAAGUAGACAGAAUGUUGAAAGAGGCACCUUCAGCCAUAGACACACAGUUCUUCAGCCAUAGACACACAGUUCUUCAGCCAUAGACACACAGUACUGUCCUCUUGAUCAUGUUAUCAACAGCUCUCUUUCAAGUUUGGCGUUCUUGGAUUUGAGUUGGUUAUUUAAUGGAUAACCCCAACGCAAUGGUAAUGUAGGAAGCUCAAUUUGGUGAUUAUGCUUAUGGGGCUCAGGUAUAUUUGAUCAGUUCUUAAUUAGAGGAGAAUCAAAGUGGCUGCGACAAACAGGACUUGUGGUGAUGGCAAGAUUGGAGCGUUUUCUUCAGAAGAGUGAUGACAACCCUUUGCUUACACCUGAGAUGGAUCCUACUCUUAGGAAGCAAAUCCAAGAAUGCAAUUGGCAAGUUGUGAAUGCUUCAACUUCAGUUAAUUACUUCGAUGUUCUGAGGCGUCAAAUUCACAGGGAACUUUGAAAACCUCUCAUUGUGAUGUCUCCCCAGAAACCUUCUUCAUCAUAAAGAUUGUAGAUACAAUCUAUCUUAGUUUGAUGAUGUAAGAAACCACUCAGGUUUUGACAAGUAUGGGACUAGAUUAAGCGCCUUAUCAAGGACCAAAAUCUGCACUCUGAUCGUCAAGAAGGUCCAUUUAGAGAGUCUGAGAUGGAUUGCAAUUAUAAAGGCCUUCUACGCUUUCAUCAGAAUUGGAAUUUCCACAGAAUGCCUGAGGAAUCACACGUCCCCUUGUGGAAGCUGAGAGGGAUUGCAUUUUUAAUUUUCAAUGCUCAUAUUUUCAUUUUCUCCUCUCUUUAAUUAGGUGAUAAAUGGAAAUGAACUGUAUCUGUUCUCUUAUUAUAUUGAUUUUUGACUUCGCCAGAAAUUUCUGAUUCCACAGCGGCACUUUCUCCACUCAAAGGCUAAUUUGGGAUCAACUUGCACUUAGAAUUGCAGGAGAUAGUGGCAGUGUGGCAUAUUUUAAAAGUGCAGAAAGAAGUUUCAUUUUUGCAGAAUAUGAGAAAAAGCUAACAAGGAAUGUCUAUUAUCUCCAAGGCUGCUCUAAACCAAGGAAUGAACCAACUUGUUACCAUUGUUUAUCGUUACUCUAUUGGUGCCAUUGUUGUUGCUCCUUUUGCCUUUGUCUUGGACAGGAAAAUAAGACCAAAGAUGACUCUUAGGAUCUUCGGCAAGAUCCUUCUACUGGGAUUGCUCGAGCCUGUAAUAGCUCAGAGCUUGAUUUACUCUGGUACUAAAUACACCACUGCAACUUUUGCAACUGCCAUGUGUAAUAUUCUUCCUGCCUUUGCGUUUCUAAUGGCUUGGAUUUGCAGAAUGGAGAAGGUGAAUAUUAGAAGAUUACGAAGCCAGGCGAAGAUUUUAGGCACUUUAGUGACAGUAGGAGGAGCAAUGAUGAUGACUCUUUUAAAAGGACCCAUGUUGAAUUUGCCUUGGACAAAAGAGAACCACAUCCCUCACUCUUACUCCACCCUUGCAAACAAGCAAGAACCUGUUAAGGCUGCCAUUGUUAUUACCAUUUCAAGUAUCUGUUCCUCAGCCUUCACCAUUCUUCUGGCGCAUACAAUAAGAUCAUACCCAGCUGAGCUUACACUAACAACUUUCAUAUGCUUGGCUGGAGCUGUGGAAAGUACUAUUUUAGCUUUAGCAUUUGAAUGGAACAAUCCAGCCGCAUGGGCCUUACAUGCAGAUUCCAUACUCUUAGCUGCCCUCUAUGGUGGAAUAAUAUCCUCUGGAAUUGCUUAUUAUAUCCAAGGAGUGGUGGUGAAGCUAAAAGGACCUGUGUUUGUAACUGCAUUCAAUCCUCUCAGCAUGGUCGUAGUUGCUGUGAUAAGUUCAUUCAUAUUUGCCGAGAGACUGCGCUUAGGAAGGGUUAUUGGAGCAGCUGUGAUAAUUACAGGCCUUUACUUGGUUCUGUGGGGCAAGAGCAAAGAUCAACUUCCAUUAAAAGUGGGGAAUGAUGAAUUACCAACUUCACACCAAAACUCAGCCACCACAAACCAGCAGCAGCUUCCAAAACCGGAUGCCCCAACAGCAGCAAGCAACUCCAGUGCUUGAAUUAUUGGAACACAGCCCUCCAAAGGAGAAACAAUUGAUAUUAUUGGAACUUCCAAGGCAUGGUUCCAUGAAGCCCAAUUGAUUCUUUCUUUUUGCAAGAGUUUUAUUAGAGAUUGAAUUAAACUUUUCAUUUAUUAAUCCCAUUAAUGGCCUAUCCAGUCCACUUGAUCCCAAGUUUGCAACACUUUUUUAAGAAUGAAAAUGGAUAAGAAAUUGCAGUAGCUGGCUGGCUGGCUGUGUUCUAAAUCCUAGUCACCUCAUAUUCCCCACCCUCUUUCUUUAUUGAAAUAUGAUGUGGAUGCAAUUUCACAAUGGAUAUCUAAUAUGGAAAUGGAAAUAUGAGAUGGAAUACCAUUGCAGCAAUAAAUAUAAAUUUUUCUU
This is a messenger RNA of Cucurbita pepo subsp. pepo (vegetable marrow), 3155 nucleotides long. The record is from RefSeq and is a predicted model, not a curated record. Lineage: Eukaryota; Viridiplantae; Streptophyta; Magnoliopsida; Cucurbitales; Cucurbitaceae.